Molecule: messenger RNA, 4692 nt
Organism: Nicotiana attenuata
Lineage: Eukaryota; Viridiplantae; Streptophyta; Magnoliopsida; Solanales; Solanaceae
Product: helicase protein MOM1-like
Exons: 12
Coding region: 185-4420 (1411 amino acids)
Biological process (GO): heterochromatin formation
Molecular function (GO): protein dimerization activity
Source: RefSeq, a predicted model, not a curated record
UAGAUGAAGUGAAAUUAGCAGAGGGACUGCGGGAAAAAGUGGAACGCCGGGCGGAUUAUCCGGAAUUUCGAUUUAUGAGUUGCAAAAGUUGAAACGAUUUGACUGAAACUUCUGCUCUUCCACGCCAUUGAACAAGUGUGCUAGUAGUUCAUACAUUACACUGAUUUAGGGUUUUAAACUGAAGAUGGCUAAUGAUGCUACAUCUGGGAGAAAAAAUAAGGAUAAUGAGAGUAAUAACUCAGAGAACAAACUGGUUGGUAAAGGAUCAUCAAGUCGUGGUUCUGGAAAGACAGAUGGAUCCACAAGAAGCUCAGCUCAGGAAACCUCAUCGAAACAAAAGGCUUUAAGCCCUGCAAGUACAAGGAAGUCUGAGCGUCUAGAGAUGCGGACACCAUCUACUCCUCCUGCUAAGAGGAAAUCUGUGAGACUUGAACAACAGAAUAAUCCGACACCUUUAAAAAGGUCUGAGAGGUGCUCUACUACAUCAAGAUCAAGGUACUUAGGGAGAGAAUCCAAUUCGUCUAGUACAAAGGAGGAGAACCAGGAGAAGACUGCGAAGAAGCUGACAACGGAAUUUGAAAAUGUUAGCACUAGCAAGAAAAAUGCUGCAGCAUCUGUUGGCUUAAAAAGGAAGAGACUGGAUGGCAGACCUUACAAGUUAUUAUUCAAAAAGCAAAAGAAAGGAGAUCAUUGUGAAGAUGAUGGUAUUGAUGGGGAGCAUGGUUCUGGAUCUCCAUCUAGUUUGUUGCGUGAGGAAGACCUGGUUGCGCCUGAAGAAAGAGGAAUCCUAUUCAAUGAGCAGAAGAGCCUCCAUAUCCAUCUAAAAGCUGAGAUUGCAAAACUUUUUGGAGUGAUAAAAGUUUCGGAAGUCAUCAAGCAUACUGCAGAAAAAUUUCUGGAAUAUAUUAUGGAGAAUCAUCGUGUUAGUAAGGAACCUGAAACAAUUUUGCAGGCUUUCCAGAUAUCUCUGUCUUGGAUCGCAGCUUCAAUCGCGAAGCAAAAGAUUGACAAAGACAAUAUAUUCUUGCUCGUAAAACAACAGUUACAGUUUAGAUGCACUAAAGAAGAGGCAUACAAUGUCUAUCUGAAGCUGCGUUCCUUAAAGAAGAUAUUUUUGCAGAGAUUGGAUCAGAAUGCUCCAAGAUAUCCUAUAUCAUCAUCUGUUAAAGAAGAGCCAUAUAAGGGAAGCAUGUCGCAAGCAGUAGUAUCUACCCCACUGAACGUGAAAACCGAUAUCAAAGACAGGUUACUAGAUAAACGGUUCAGUGGAGAAGGCAGUGUAAUUCCUGAGGAAAAACUUAUGGACAGUCAAAGGGAAAAGGUCUUUAAGGAGGUUCAGUGCAGACGUGACAGGCAAAUAUCCAUGCUGGGACAAAAGCAACAAGAAAAACUUGAGGAGUUCCAUAGAAUCUGGGAGAAGAAAAAGGAAGAGCUAGAGAAGGAGUACAGAAUGGAGAUAGCUGUUCUUCGCUCUAUACAUGGUCAGACUGCAGCAACUAAGGAUAGACAAAAAGCAUUAGAAACUGAGUUUGCAAGGAAAAUGGAAGAGCACAAAUGCCAAAAGGACAAGCAACUCAAAGAGCUUGAGGCUAAUUUCUCUGCUAUGAGGAAUGAGGAGAUGCAUAAUUCCCAUUAUGCGGUUGAUGAGCUCCAUUUGCUUGGAUCUGAUUCUGGGGACGGCAUGGGGUGCUCCGAGGAAAGUUUAAAUGUCUCUGACAGUAAUCCCAAGACUGUUACCCCUGUAUGUGGACAGCAUGUUGAGUUACAGUGUCCAGACAAUGUUGUCUCUAGCAUGCAUGGCGACGUGACAGCAUCUGAUGCACCUGCAUCUUCUCAAGACGAGUGCCAUGUUCUUCCUGUUCUAUCUACUAAAGUCUUAGAAGCUUCAGUUUCAGAAGAGCAAGCUGAGAUCACCACCACGGGGAGAACAUUGGUUGCUGCAAUUGAGCAGUCCGAUGAAGCAGGUAAUUCAGGUGGCAGUGGAGAGGAAAUUGCUUGUAAGGUUCCUCUACUUUCCAAAGAACAUACUGGUGAAGUCGCAUCAGACAACCGAAGUCAAGGCUGUUCAUUGGAAAUAUCUGAAUCUCCUCUUAACAAAGUUGUGGGACAUGAUCAAAUUUCUGAAAUAAAUAACAUUAAUCAAGAACUGGGUACAGAAAAUAUUAUUCCGGAAAAUAAUUCUGAUUCGCCAAUUGAUGGAAACCAGAGAGACAAAAUUAGCUCCAUUGAUGGAAACCAAUCAACUCCGGAGGAAUCGUCAGCAGACUUGCCUUGUUUAGAAGCAGUUCCUUCUUCCGACAAUGCUUGUUCUUUGCGGCAAAAUUCAGUACAUUUGGAUGAAUGUUCCAGGUCUUCAGGAGAUAAUGGAACACAUGAUAACAAUGUGCUACUUAGUGAAAACCAGAUUGGAAUACAAACUGAACUUGUUUCUGGACGGACUAUAAACAACACUUCUGAAGCAAUGUUAGCUGACAGUUGUGAGCAACAUCGUACAGUAGGUGAUGGCAUUCCCGUUGCUACUCCCAUUGCCACUCACCAUACUCACAGAGAGAGUGCAUCUCAAACCCAUGUUGAAAGAAACUUUAUUCCAAUCCCUGGAUCCUCCCCCCAUGCAGCAGAACCUUUACAUCAAGCUGUUUCUCCAGCUGGAAAAAAUCUGGUGCCUCGUGCAUCUGUUGUCUCAGACAUAAGUGUUACCUGCAAUCAAUCAAUCUUACCAGCAGUCAGCAGAGUGCAUCCUCAAUCUAUUACUGAUCUUCGUGCAUCUUCUCAGAAUACUGAAACGGCGUUUCAAGUGGCUCAGAGUUCCGCUGAGCUUCCUAGUCAAGCAGUCUCUCAACAUAACGUUAAUGUUGCCUUUUUUCAAGGAUCUAGCAAUAUGCCAGUGCAUCCUGCCCAUCAGAUGGCCACUUUGAAUUCAGCUCUUCCUUUCCAUUCUGACCCCCUUCAUAUAAUAUGGGAAAGGGAACAUAAAGAAAGAGAACAAGUGACAAAAGGCCACGAGGAUAUGAAAUUGCAUCUGAGAGCUGAGUGCGAGAAGGAGAUAGAGGUUGUUGCUGCACCAAUUCGUAAGAAAUAUGAUUUAAAGCUUCAGGAGGCUGAGGCAGCAUAUCUUUUGAAGAAGAAUGAGCUUGAUAUGAAUCAGAAAAUAGUUCUCAUGAAUAAGGCUCUGGCUAAUGCUUUCAGAUUUAAAUGCAUAGAUCUUGAAAUUACUGCGCCUCCAGUUGUGCAGCAAGUUGUGCCUCCGGCUUAUAUGCAGCAUCAGGUAUGGCGGCAGCAUAGUUUGAGGUCUUCUCCUAUGACUGGUUCAUCUUCUGCCAGCGAGCAAGCUUCAGCCCGAGCUUGUUUAAGAUCUUCCCCAAUCAGUGGUUUGUCUUCAGCUCGCCUACCUGUGGGGGGCCAGCAGACUUCUGUCCCAUAUUCACCAGUUGCUGAUUAUUCAAUACAUUCUGGGGGAACCUCUCGGCCUACAUUAAGAUCUCCACCUGCAGCUGAUCAGCAGAGUGCUGCUUUUAGUCAUUCAACAAGAGCUCCUACCGGAAUUGUAAGCAGGCCGCCUCUCAUUAGCAUAAUCAACCCUUCCAGGGGUAAUCCUCGAUUAGGUGGCGAGAUUCGUGCUCCAGCCCCUCAUCUUCAGCCUUUCAGGGUACCUACAUCAACCCUUGUUAGCAGCUCAUCGAUCCUUCCAAAUGGUGUGCAAGGUCAUCCACGACCUGUUAAGGUGGCUGCAUCAUCUUCUUCACAUCCACAACUUUCAUCUCUACGAUCAACAUCACUCCCGUUGCAAGUUUUGCAAGAUGAAAUACAGCCACCCAUAGUGCCACAAUUAGCUGUAGAUCUUUCUAAUUCUGGGAGUACAUCAUUGGACCAUGGACUUGGAGGAAUGCCUGCUAUACAGAAUGCAUAUCUCUCUGCACGGGAAUUGCUUCUAGACAUGGAGAAUCGAUCUCGUGCAAACAGACCUAAUUUUAUGCUACCUUUAUCAGAUAGCUGUAACAUUGAUUCAGUAGACCUAUCUGACUUUCAUUCACUGGGCAGUGUACAGGGAGGUUCUUCCUCUGCAGGGGAAGCUACUAAUCGGGUGCCAGUGAGAAAAAGCCAGAAGCUGGGGAGAAGCCAGAAGAUAACGGACAAGAUUGCAGUGCUGCAAAAGCUAGUUUCUCCAACUGGCAAGGCUGACGCAGCUUCUGUCCUCCAUGAGGCUUACAACUCUAUCAAGGCUCUUCAAGAUCAGAUUCAGAACUUGUGUAAUAUGGAAAGCACUUCUCACAACCACAGUGAUUCCCUUUUUCACGCACAGAAUAGCAGGGGGGAACAAAUUGAUGUACAAAGCAAAGGUAUUUGUUUGGUUCCACUUCCAGUGUCACUUAUGCAGAAACUAACAGACGAAGACGUCUUCAGCGAAAACAUGCAGUCAUGAAUGAUAUUGUACAGUGAGAAGUAAGAAAAGCUGUUUAUAGUUUUGUUAAUGAAGUAAUCAACUAAUCAUCUUAGUUUCAAUAGAGGAAAUAACCCAUUUUCUUUUUGUUUUUUCCUCUCUCGUAAUACUUGAGGAAAUGAUAUCAUGAUGCUGCCUUGUGAUAUUCUUUCCUCAAUUUUACUAACUUUAUAGGCCAACUUUCGCGCUUGGUAUGAUGGCAGUCAUUGUUUUGGAGUAUGUUUUCACGAAAAAGUUAUUUUAUGGUUUGAUUA